Molecule: messenger RNA, 542 nt
Organism: Neomonachus schauinslandi (Hawaiian monk seal)
Lineage: Eukaryota; Metazoa; Chordata; Mammalia; Carnivora; Phocidae
Gene: RNF122
Product: ring finger protein 122
Exons: 6
Coding region: 51-518 (155 amino acids)
Source: RefSeq, a predicted model, not a curated record
ACCCGCCGCCUGCCUUCGUUCGCCGGAGGAAGCCAGCCGAGAGUUCAUUGAUGCACCCAUUCCAGUGGUGUAACGGGUGUUUCUGUGGCCUGGGACUGGUUAGUACCAACAAGUCCUGCUCCAUGCCACCCAUCAGUUUCCAGGACCUUCCUCUCAACAUCUACAUGGUCAUCUUUGGUACGGGCAUCUUCGUCUUCAUGCUCAGCCUCAUCUUCUGCUGCUAUUUUAUCAGCAAACUCCGGAACCAGGCACAGAGUGAACGAUAUGGCUAUAAGGAGGUGGUACUUAAAGGAGAUGCCAAGAAGUUGCAAUUAUAUGGGCAGACCUGCGCAGUCUGUCUGGAAGACUUCAAGGGGAAGGACGAGCUGGGUGUGCUCCCAUGCCAACAUGCCUUUCACCGGAAGUGUCUGGUGAAGUGGCUAGAAGUACGCUGUGUCUGCCCUAUGUGUAACAAGCCCAUUGCUGGGCCCUCGGAGGCCACUCAGAGCAUCGGGAUCCUGUUGGACGAGCUGGUGUGAGUGCUGCUUCUGUGCCAAGACCUG